Molecule: messenger RNA, 8497 nt
Organism: Larimichthys crocea (large yellow croaker)
Lineage: Eukaryota; Metazoa; Chordata; Actinopteri; Sciaenidae
Product: transcription regulator protein BACH2
Exons: 5
Coding region: 384-2726 (780 amino acids)
Biological process (GO): regulation of transcription by RNA polymerase II
Molecular function (GO): protein binding; DNA-binding transcription factor activity, RNA polymerase II-specific; RNA polymerase II cis-regulatory region sequence-specific DNA binding
Source: RefSeq, a predicted model, not a curated record
AUUCAACAAACAUCUCCGCUGCAUCUCAGAGCAAGGCGGGGAGAGGCGGGGAGAGGCGGGGAGAGGAGAGAGGGGGUGGCUCCAUCAUCGUAAGAGCAGGGGGGCUCGGCCGCUGUUGUGAAUGAGGGCCAGCAUGACGUCAGGAAGCCAAUGUCAACAAUGCAGCUCCUAGAGGAGAAAAGGCGUUUCAUCCUAACACACACACACACACACACGGGAGACUAGUCCACCACACACCGACUGAUGCGUACGGUCCAUUAGAAGCAGCGGUUCUGGCUGAAGGAGGGCUGCGGAGAUAAAACACGAUGCGGACUCACUGUUUUUUCUGAGGAACCGAACGAAGACGAGCAGGGGAGAAAAAAACCGGGGUGUUCGAGGGAGUAAUGUCGACAGGCGAGGAGCAGGAUGGUGAGGCGGUAGCGCCCGUGUACGUGUACGAAUCCAAGGUCCACUGUGCCAAUGUGCUGUUGAGCCUGGAGGAGCAGCGGCGGCAGGGCAUCCUGUGUGACGUCACCAUACUGGUGGAGGGAAGGGAGGUGCGCGCACACAGGGCUGUCCUCGCUGCCAGUAGCCGCUACUUCCUGCAGGCUCUGUUGGGGCACAACGGAUCACCAGGCGAAGUGGAGCCCAUCAUUAAUCUGCCAGACAAGGUUACCGCUAAAGGUUUCGCUCCGCUGCUCCAGUUUGCCUACACAGCAAAGCUGGUUUUAAGCCGAGAAAACAUCCAUGAGGUAAUCCUGUGUGCUGACUUCCUGGGUGUUCACAAUCUGGAGGACUCUUGCUUCCGGUUCCUUCAAGCCCAGCUACAGAAUGACGACCAACAUGCCAGUAACAGCAAGGUGGAAUAUGAUGACGACAUUACGGCUGAGGGAGCUGUCUUUUCUGAGGGAGUAUCCUUGGAUGAUUCUACAGAGGCAAGGCAGCAGAGCAAUCAUGUAGCAAAUACUGUAUCUCCUCCCGCUGACCUUUCUCAGUGUCCUAAAUACAGGAAAUAUCAGUACCAGAUCUGUGACAACAAGCACAAUGGAGAGAACCAUGGCAGUGACAAUGUUAUUUUGGCCAACCAUACCUCAGUCAGCCCUGUGAGCUCACAGCUUACAGACAGAAGUGCUACACAAACUCUUCUUACACCCUCCAGGAUCAAAGAGGAACAAUUUGUGUUUGAGGAAGAAGGAGAUGAAAGAAGUGGUUGCAACACAGAGUUGUGUACAGAGGAGGUACUGGAGAUGGAGCUAGAGGUAGAAGGGGUUCCAGUAGCAGCUGAGCACUCUCCGAGCAGAGGUUCGCCCUCUUCCUGCCUGCGCUCGUACCUCCAAAGAGGUGGCCUGGAUCUCAGCAGUGUGCCCAGCACUACCAUCCAACAGCUACUCACCAACAGACUGUCACUCAACCACUACAGGGAACUAGUCAAAGAAAGGCAGAGGGAUAAGAGAGAAUCUUUGGGUCGAGUGGACCUCAAGACCGGCGUUGCAGAUGUGAUACCAGCAGCACUGACUGGUAUUGGCAAGAACAUGGAAAGGCCGGUGUCCAAAGCAUCGUCCUCUAAACAUGAGGGUGAACUAGACAGAUGCAGUGUUAUUUUCUCUUCAGCAGGUAGCGAGCGACAAAUGUUGGCCCAUUCUUACAUGGAUGAGAAGUUCAGAGAAAAAGUCUCAACCCUGAUGCAGGUUGAAGCUCCUUCUUCUGGUCAGUCAUGCCUCACCACCAGCUGCCCUAUUCCCAUCAAAACAUCAGCCCACUCCCCUCCUCCUUCUGAGCCCCGAACCCAAACUUCCAGCUCCCGUUCCUCAUUCUCUUACCCAGAGGACACAGGCAGUGGUAGCUCACCUUCCAGCCUUCCCCAUUUUGACUUCUCGUCAUCUCCACACUCAGGCUCCACCUCUGGACUGUCUCACUGCCUGGCUGGGGUAGUGGAGCAGAGGAACCCCCACAGUGGAGAGGUGGUCUUCUCUCAGGGUUGCAACAAGAUCAAAAGUGAACGGGGAUUCGGUGCAAGCGGUGGCAACUCCAGCGACGAAUCAGGCUCUUUCUCAGAGGGGGACAGUGAAAGCGGCAUCUCCAGAGUCUCUGGCCCUGAGGUGAAGCUGCCCUUCCCUGUGGACCAGAUCACCAACCUGCCACGCAAUGAUUUCCAGAUCCUCAUCAAGAUGCACAAGCUGACCUCAGAGCAGCUGGAGUUUAUCCACGACAUCCGCCGCCGAAGCAAAAACCGCAUCGCCGCCCAGCGCUGUCGCAAGAGGAAGCUUGAUUGCAUCCAGAACCUGGAGGGCGAGAUCCGCAAACUGGUGUGCGAGAAGGAGAAGCUGCUGAGCGAGCGCAACCAGCUGAAGGUUUGUAUGUCCGAGCUGUGGCAGAACCUCUCCUUUCUCUCCCAGCAAGUGUGCAGAGAGGUUCAGGGCACCCAGCCGCCUCCCGUCUCCGCCAGCAUUGACCUCACAUCCAACCCGCCAUCGCCUUCUUCUGACGAGGGCUCGUCCCAGCCCAGAUCACCUGUGUUGCAGCACAGCGACGGUGCAUGUCUGUCCGAGGUGGGUCCCAGCCAGGGGGAACUGGAGGAUAGGCGGCCUGGGGUGGAGGUGUCAGGUCUGGGCCAGGAGAACCCUGAGUGUCCACUGGUGCUUGGGUCCACUGAGGAAGUAUGUAGCCCCACUGUAACAGUGGAUUUCUGUCAGGAAAUGACUGAGAAAUGCACAACGGAGGAACAGAAGAGACAGGCCUGUACUUAGAGUCUGAGGACACACUCACACUUGUCUAUACGUUGAUAUUUGAAGUAUUUUUUUUUUCUUUUUGUAAUGAUAACACAAGCGUUGUCUUAUCAGCAAUACUGUUCAACAGGUAUUUUUGGACUGGUGAUAAAAACAAAAGCACUGGCAGCUCUCUCUCUCUCUCUCUCUCUCUCUCUCUCUCUCUCUCUCUCAUCCUGACUUCUUCUUCCUGUCAGCUUCCCUCCCUCUCACGUGCAUCAUGGGAGGAUAAACUCAGGAAUUCCUCAGAAUGUUCCGUAAUGUCCCUGUUAACAUACACUUUGCUUUACAGUCCUGUCACAUCUUGAUAAUUAUUAAUUAUGCGUGUACAUUUGGUUUACAUUUAUACAUAAAUUCAUGACUUCGUUCAGAUUUUUCAGCAUCUUCUGUUUCACAGGAUGAUAGCCCUGUAGUCACCCCGUGAAUAGUUUAGAUAGCUGCUUUUGUUGGGUUCUGUGUUGGUGAUUCAUGAAUCCUCAUUUAUUGUAUUAGUGUUAAUAUUCAUAGCAGUAACAUGAUCUUUGCAGCCAUUUUGCCUCCUGAUGCUGAAGUACUGGAGGUCUUUUUACCUAAAUGGAGAUACUCUUGAUAUUUCUGACAACAAAUUACAACUAGAAGACUAAUAGCAGCAAACAAAGGAGAUACGAAAUGUUCAGUGAGCUUUAAUGGUGUUGGUUGCUCGGGUUCAGGUUAGCCGUUACCCCCUGCUUCCACUCUUCUAUGCUAAGCUAGGCUAACCAUGUGUAUCUUCUCACCUCACUCUAAGACGGACACAAAAGAUUUCAUGAGCUUUAGUCCCAUGACUCAACAUCCAGAGUGAUCCAGGAAUUGUUAAGUGACACAGGACUUUAAAGUAAAUUGUUACCAAAGGUAUAUUUUUAAAACACAUUGGAUGAAAUGAUCAAAUGAGCUCUCAUUAUGCAAAGUUGUUUUUGUUGAUCUUCACUUUUACUUUUCAUUGUACUCAGAUGGACAUUCCUUCACAUUACUCUUCUCCCAUUUGUUUCACAUCUGUGCUAAGAGACAGAACUACAUUUGAAGCACUGCCCAGCUCCUCGUGGCACUUAAAACAAGUCCUGCACCAAACACCUGGUGUUCAAAUAGAUUACCAGACCAUAAUUUAUAUUUCUGCUGACCAUUUUCCAAGGAAUGACGCAUAGUUCUUAGUUGAUUUCAUUAAUACCUGCUCAGUGGGAGAAUCAACAUGCAGGAAAGUUGCUUAAGCUUUAUUCGUUACAUAAUUUCUGCUUUUGUUGUUGACGCACUUAGUCAAACUGGUUUUCUAAUUAUUUCUUACAAGGCACUGGAAGGUGGUUGUCAGUGUUAACUUUCUUUACCAGAGAAAAGUCUGUGUAGCUGAAUGACAAUCAAGCAAGUUAUUCAACAAAUAUAAUAAUUUAAUUCGAUGAUAAUUUUCCAAUCAAUUGAUUUACAUUAUUCUAUAUUAGCUGAUCUCUAUUGAGAUCUUGGCAGGUAUUUAACUUAACAAUGUUAUGAUCUUCAACAGGAAACUAGAUUUUUACUUCAUGUUAUUUUAUAUUCAGUAUAAAAUUUAAAAAACUUAAAUUAAAUUAAAUUACUGCAGCUGUUAUAUAAAGUGUUACCUGACAUUGUAAUUGAUAACUGACUUGGAGAGUCGAUCAGGACCAAAAAACUAAUGAACAAACAAAAAUCUGAAAUAACAACAGACAUGCUGUUCAUGGGAUGAAUUUAUUAAUCCAUCUGCCUGCAAGGUCAUAAAAAAAUACUGCAUCAUGCUUUGGAAAAUGGAUGGCUGUAAUGUAAAGUAAACGUACUGGUGAGGUCAUUGAUGCUGAUCACAAGUCCUCUUUAUGACCCGUUUAUUUAUUGUCUUCUAAGUAGUGAACUAAAUGUUUGUACUUAUGGUAAUCAUGUAUUUAGCUGCACUGUUCUUGUAUUGUACAUAAGACAGAUAUCCCUACUAAAUGUAUUUGGUACAGUAUGUUGGUGUAAGACACCCACAAUUUCAAAUACACAUGUGAAUUUGAAAUACUAAACAAAAUGAUCAGUUUCUACUUACAGAUCAGUAUCCUGAAUAGUGUGUGCUACGUAACUCAGAGCUCCAAACAAACUGGCAUGUUAUUGAUUUAGGGAGAUGCCAAAUUCAUCUGCUGUUGAAAAGUCAAUGGUGAGGCACGUGGCAGGCCCGAGUGCUGCUGCUGCCUGUGGAUGUCCAUGCUGACCAUGUUUGGGCUUCUUUUGUGUUGAAGUCAUGUUUAGUGCAGGAAGCCCAAACUAGAAACUCAAAGUCGCAAUUUUUCAUUCCACUUGAUUUAUCAGAAAUGUGUUAUUAGCUCUUCAAAUAAAGGGCUUCUGUUUCCCACAAGGAGUGGAAUAUUUGAAUAAAAACCAUGUGGCUCUGUAUUAUAAUGGCAGCCUGACCGUGUUAGUAAGCUUCAGCAUCCCAGAGAGGUCUCGAAUGAAAACAUAAAAUGUUGUUGAAAAAAAAACAACAAAAAAAAACAAGUGACCGUACCCAUGACAUCACCACAGGACCUGUUAGCCAAUGAUAAUCUCAUUAGAAUGUACUGAAUGCUCAGAGUACACUGAAGAACACGACUCAGCUGGUUUUCAUAGACUUUCAUUCCUUAAUGUGAACUUGUUAAUUUAUUUAUUUGGACUCUUGUUGUUGGGGGUUGGGUUGGGUUGGGUCGGGUCGGGUGUAGAGGAAAAUUGCAUAGAUGUAAAAUGUAGGUCACCCUUUCUUAGAAUAGAUUUUUUUUUUUUUUUAUUGUUGAUGAUUUCAUGAAAACUAAGUCUUCAUUUCCAAAUGACACAUGUACUUACUCAAGCUGUAAUAUUUGAACUUAAAGGGGCGUGAGUAUGUUUACAAUUUUAUGUAUUAUCUGUUCUGUUUGUUUUGUAAAGAUAGAACUAAGACCUGGAAAUUAAGUUAAAUAGAAAAGCUGGUGAAGUUCUUUUUUUAUUCACGAGUUCAAAGUGUUGAUGAAUUUGUGAGAAAAAAAAAUGCAUCUGACAAGUGCAGCUACAACUUCCUGCCUUAGAGGUUACAGAGGCCAAACUAUGAGUGAGGGAAAAACCAUUGAGACCACUGAGAGGAAACCACACGGCAGCUUUAAGAAACCACAUGACCCCCACUGUUUGUUAAAAAUGACACCUCGAGGGGGAAACACAAACAGCAUAAAAUCAUUUUUGUUUGAUUAUACAUAAAGCUCGCCUUUGUGACAAAAACUGAAAUCCAGCACCCUGAAAGUAUGGAGACCCAACGUGUGCAAUAUUAAUUAAAGGAAAUAAUCAGAUCAAUAAAUACAGACAAAACAUAACCAAGAAACUGAGAAGGAAUUACAGAGUUGUGUUAAUAACCAAAAUAAAAUGACCUGUAAUAUGUUUCAUAGUGAAAAGAAACAACAUUCCACAAUAAUCAUCAAGUUUUAAAACAGUGAUUAUUUAACAAUGUAUUUAUUUAAUAUUAACAGAUGUGGGUCUCUUAGCAGAAAAGCUAAAUGCUCUCUAAGUGUCACCAAGAUUUAAAAUAGGACCAACAGUUUGAAAUAUGAAAAUGUACUUGAUGUCAAUAGUCAGUUACAUUCCUGUAAAAAUGAGGCUUCAGAUCAUUUUGUUGCAUUAAAUAAUGUAAUAAUUAAUAACUUUUUUUUACAGAACGUAACAGAUGAAUAAAUGUCAUGAAAUGAUUCUGUGCCUCAUUUUGACUCAAGUCCUCUCCUGCUACAAACAACACCUGUUGGUUCAACUGAAGCUACAGAGAUUUUAAAAAUCUAUAAAAAUUACAUUUUUGAAGUCCAAAUCUGAGAGUAUAAUAUGGACACUGCACAAUCCUCCUCAUGUAUGGAAUAUGAUUAGAGCACAAAAAGUAGAAUUUUGAAAAAUAGUCACAAAUCUGAAGUCUGACAUGAACAUGUCAUUAAAUUAUGACUCAAAUGGUUCUAAUCGGCUUCCAUAUACAUAUACCAGUCAUCAGUGUCUAAUAGUUUUAGUUGACUAGUUAGCACUGGUUAGUCAGACAUGUAAAACAAGCUCAAUUUUAAAUUCAACAUGCUGAUAAUGGAAUCUAAAGGGACAUGCCAAUGUUUACUUUUUCUUUUGUAUUAAUAUUACUGCCAUCUAUCACACAUGGUUUCACUUCACUUAUUUGUUUAUGGAGUAAACAUUAACUUAUGAAGAUUUGACAAUUGCCUGAGUUGAUACAUCAUGUGCUUUUAAUUUUGUCAGGGUUACAUCAUUGUGAUUGUAAAAAGAGUAAAAGCUGCUGUGGUGUUCACUGUGACAGAUUAGCAAGCAAGUUUCAAGUCUCUGCAAGUUGAACAGUGAGAGUUUUCUGGACGACUUUUAAAAACUAAACCAGAACUUGGAAAAUGUUCAGCUGUAGUAAUGUAAAUGCAAAAAAAAGAAAAAAAAAAAACAUUGGUAUGGUCCUUUUAAUUUAGCAUGUUUUCAGAACAAUAGCUGAUCCUCUGACAAUGUUGAUGGUGUGUUCAUUAUGCUGCAGACUCUUGGUGCUAUGGUACAUGAUUUAGAACUGCUGGCAUGCACAGUGUGCUGUCAUAUGAACACAACGUCAGAUAUCAACAAAAGUGGUAGCUGUUAGGACAAAUAGUCGAUUAAACAUCUGUACAUUAUUCUUUACAGGAUGUUUUAAAGUUUCUGACAUCUUACAAUGCAGCACUACUCUAGGCACAACAGUAAUUUAAACGUUGAGAAGUGGUUAUCAGGGAACAGUUUUCCCUCAUGGAUGUUAGUAUUUUGGAAUCAAAUGCCUUCAAUCUGCAAUCACAGUACAUGUUGGCGCACUAAAGAAGUACUUAUUGAAUCCCAUCUGUUUACAGAAUGUGGUGAUCGGGGCCACUUGGAUCUCAGAUUCAAAUUUUUUUAAGUUCAGUUGAACGGACUCUAAGCACUUAUCUACCUGGACGAUUCAGCAUACCUCUUCUUAUGGGUAAGGACUGUAUGAUAGACAUGUAGGCAGUUUCUGUGGCAUUGUUUCUAACUUUUUACAGUGGUUACUUCAUUGUAUUUGUAUAUUUUGGUGAGCCAUUUUUUACGUGUCCUUUUAUUUUAAAUACCUGCAAACAUGACUGUUAAAUGCAGAUUCAGUAAUUUUGAUUUCUUUCUUUCUUUCUUUCUUUCUUUCUUUCUUUCUUUCUUUCUAAUCUCUGAAUGCUCAAAUGACCUGUGUUUUGUUGAGAUUUUUUUGUAAAUAUUGUGCAACAUGUCAUGUUUUGUUUAUUUGAUAUGAAAAAAGUUUUAAAGAAGAGAAAAAUAGGCCAUUUUUGUUGAGAAAUAAACAAAAAGCAUGAGAAUUCUCCAGUGUGGUGUGGACUUAAGACUAUGGAUUUGAAUAUCUGCUGACAAAAUGAUUGCUGUUUUGUUAAAAAGCAUUUAAUCUGAAUAUAGUAUAAAGCAUCAUCAUUUCUCAUGAAAUAACUGCAUAUAACUGACUAUACACAGACACAUAUUCUAAUCAACGUAUUUGAAGCUUUAAAGUCGCAGGAGCAAACCUCUGAGGAGUUUGCUCCAUAAUCCAUCAUCUCAUUCUUAAAAAUCAGCCAACACAUAAAAAGAUGUUUUUAAAAAGGUACAAUCCUUUCCUUCUAGUACCCACAUGUAGGCAUUAUAAGGUGCUUCAUAUCCAAAACAUACUGGGCUUCCUUGGCACUGAAUCCUCAUCAUGGCUAACUGACUGGACUUGGUCCCACGUGACUUGAGGAUCAAUGUUGAUGGCUGGAUCAUUGAUACAGUUUGUGCCCCUGUUU